Pistacia vera is the source of this 1116-nucleotide messenger RNA. Its product is annotated as probable protein S-acyltransferase 7. Lineage: Eukaryota; Viridiplantae; Streptophyta; Magnoliopsida; Sapindales; Anacardiaceae. Gene Ontology annotation, molecular function: protein-cysteine S-palmitoyltransferase activity. Gene Ontology annotation, cellular component: Golgi apparatus; endoplasmic reticulum. Bases 1 to 1116 code for a protein of 371 amino acids. Gene Ontology annotation, biological process: protein targeting to membrane; peptidyl-L-cysteine S-palmitoylation. The record is from RefSeq and is a predicted model, not a curated record. The transcript has 5 exons.
AUGGCUUUCAUCAAUCCCCAAUUGGAAACAAGUGAAAAGGGUAAAGAAGUACUAAAACAGAUUGCUUUUUCCGAUCCACCAGAACAAGAAGUUUCUAAUUCCUCAACCAAAGAUUACAAGGAAAAUAAAUCUAGAAUUUACAAUAAGAUGGCUGGACAAUUUGGAAAUUUUUUCGUUUCAUUUAGGCAAAAAGUUUUUGUGGUUAAAAGGUUCAUUCAAGAUCUUUGGUUACAGUAUGUUCGUGGUGAAAAUUCAGAAAGAAUUAGAGCUUUCCAAGUUUGGCCAGGGAAUAAUGUAUUUUUCUUCCAUGGAAGACUCAUUUGUGGCCCGGAUCCCAAAGGAUUACUCUUGACAACAGUAUCAAUAACACUUUCAAGUUGGAUAUUUGCCAUGUAUACUGGAGAUGAUUUACCAAGUCACUCAUAUCUCAUUGUAACCAUUUCUGUAAUUCUGACAAUAAUUGUUCUUGUCAACUUGAUUUUGGUUACUGCAACUGAUCCAGGAAUUAUUCCCAGAAAUGAUCAAGCAUCUAUAGAAGAAGUUGGUACCAGUGAUGGAGCCAGAAGCAAGAGAGUAACCGUUAAUGGGGUAGAACUGAGAUUGAAAUACUGUAGAAUUUGUAAAAUUUUCAGGCCUCCCAGGAGUUGCCACUGCGCUGUUUGUGACAAUUGUGUUGAGAAAUUCGAUCACCACUGCCCAUGGAUCGGUCAGUGUAUUGCACAGCGAAAUUAUCGAUUUUAUUUGACAUUUGUGAUAUCUACCUUAGUUUUCUUUAUCUACAUAUUUGCCUUCUCUAUUUGGGGAAUCCAUCAGAGAAAAGUGAAAAACAGCACCGGGCUAUUUGGGAUGCUGAAGGGCUGCCCUGAAUCUCUAGCAGUGAUAACCUUUAGUUUUGCCGCCAUUUGUUUCCUGGGUGGUCUUGCUAUUUAUCACAUGUAUCUCACUGCAACAAAUCAGACAGCUUAUGAGAAUUUCCGGCAACGCUAUGUCGAUUCUCAAAAUCCAUAUGACAAAGGAAUACUCAGUAAUGUGAAAGAGGUUCUAUUUGCACCAGUGCCACCUUCUAGAGUUGAUUUUAGAGCUGAAGUAAUGCCAACACCAACAGGAAGAUCGUAA